CCAGAGCUGGAUGAGUGCUCAGCAGUGUUCAGGCACUGCCCAGCUCUCCUGUGAGCUGACAGAGGAGUUCAGGAACAUAUCCACUGAAUACGCUACAUUUGUUCAGAGCAUUAGAGGAACUCAGGUGCUCAAUUCUUCUGUGCUGCGUUUUGUGCCACUCAGCCAGACAAUUCUGGGACCACCAGAAGUGAAUAUCACUUCCUGUCCAAACUGCAUCAAUGUCACCAUAAAGCUGCCAACCUCUCACUUCAGAAAAGGGGGAAAGCUGCAGUCUUUGAUUGAUAUCUAUACAGAGCUGGAUUAUAUCAUCACACUGAAAUCACAGGAUGGAGAGCAUAAGAGGCCACGGCAGAGAACCACUGAAGAAGAGUUCAGUACUGUCAUUGGGGAGUUGUAUCCCAGCAGGAAUUACUGCUUGUCUGUGGCCAUCACUGCAUCCCUGAACAGAAAUUCCAGGCCCUCCCCCUGGAAAUGUGUCACUGCAGACUCAGAGGCUCAGACACAAGGUUACCAUGCAGUUGCAGUUGCACUGGCAGGGGCUGUCUGUGUUUCAGUGGUCAUCCUUGCAGUCCUGAGGUGUGUGCAUGCAGCAGGUUUCAUCCUCAGGAAGAUUUCCCUGCCUCAGACCUUGGCAUUCAUCAGGAAGUUGGCCUACUCACCUUGGGUGGCAGAGCCAGAAAAGCUGGCCUGUGUGGAGAUCAUCCCCACAGAGGUGAAGAGCAGGGCCAGGGGCUGCAGAGGCAGUGCCAGUGAGGACAGUGACAGCAGUGACAGUGACAGCAGUGCCCUGUGUGACCACGACUACACCAGGCGCGCGGGGCUGGGCGGGGACCGCGCCCCCCGGGGCCGUGCCACCCCCAGCAGCCUGGGGCAGUACUCGGUGAGCAGCAGCUGUGAGCACAGCAGCAGCCAGGCUGGGGACACGCCUGCCCAGCCACAGCACUGCCAGCCACAGCAGGGACACGGGGGGCAGCCUGAAGGGGCUGGAGACACCAGCAGCGAGUUGCUGAGCGCUCUGUCGGAGGGCAGCAGCGAGUGCUUCACCAUCGGACUGGACACGGUGCUGCUGGGAGCCCCGGAGCAGGAUGGGCACGGCUCUGCAGCUGCUGCCCCAGCCCAGGAAGGGGCAGCUGGCUGCCACUGUGAUCCUGCUCUGCAGGCAAAGCUCCUGGAGGACACAGAAAGUGAGCAGGAAGCACCUUGUUCUAAUGACUUCCACGAGUGGCAGAACUCUUCUUCUGAGGAAAGCGAUUCCUUGGACUCGGACACAGAGCAUGUAACGGGGUACAUGAGGAGAUGAAGGCAGAACUGCUUUUACUUAUAACAUAGGAACUGGUAUUGUCUAACUUUAGUUUCUGCGCUGAAUGCACAGAUCUUGUCCUUUCAUUAACAUCCUGUGAGCAUGGGCUCCUACAGGAAGAGUUAGGGUGUUUGUCUGGAGGAGGAUCCAGACAUCCCCUUUCUGUGCCCAGAGGGCCUUUGGACAAGGGAUGGAGGGACAGGACAAGAGGGAAUGGCUUCAAACUGACAGAGGGCAGUUUUGGGUUAGAAAUUGUUCCCUGUGAGGGUGGGGAGAGACAAUUCCCAAGGGCUGGAGGGACAGGACACAGGGAAUGGCUUUCCCAGGAUUAGAUGGGAUCUUGGGCAGGAAUUGUUCCCUGGCAGGGUGGGCAGGGCUGGCACAGGGUGCCCAGAGCAGCUGUGGCUGCCCCUGGA
Molecule: messenger RNA, 1716 nt
Organism: Ficedula albicollis (Collared flycatcher)
Lineage: Eukaryota; Metazoa; Chordata; Aves; Passeriformes; Muscicapidae
Gene: IFNAR2
Product: interferon alpha and beta receptor subunit 2
Exons: 5
Coding region: 11-1300 (429 amino acids)
Molecular function (GO): protein binding; interleukin-22 receptor activity
Source: RefSeq, a predicted model, not a curated record